Heteronotia binoei (common prickly gecko) is the source of this 828-nucleotide messenger RNA. Its product is annotated as aquaporin-5-like. Bases 1 to 828 code for a protein of 275 amino acids. Lineage: Eukaryota; Metazoa; Chordata; Lepidosauria; Squamata; Gekkonidae. The transcript is spliced from 4 exons. Gene Ontology annotation, biological process: transmembrane transport. Gene Ontology annotation, molecular function: water channel activity. The record is from RefSeq and is a predicted model, not a curated record. Gene Ontology annotation, cellular component: plasma membrane; apical plasma membrane.
AUGGCAAGUGCACAAGUGCAGCCAGAACUCUUCACCAGGCCAUUUGUUAAGGCUGUUAUGUGUGAAUUUGUAGCCACCAUGCUCUUCAUUUUUGUUGCUCUGGGUGCAGCCUUCAACUGGCCCUUACAACAGCCCAGCGUCCUCCAGAUCUCAUUGACUUUUGGUCUAGCCAUUGCUACCUUGAUUCAAGUAUUUGGUCACAUCAGCGGUGCGCAUAUCAACCCAGCGGUAACUAUUGCCUUCUUUGUAGGGAACGAAAUUUCCAUCUUCCGUCUGGUGUUCUACGUGGCAUUACAGUUGAUGGGAGCUAUUGUUGGUGCAGGGCUGAUCUAUUCAUUGACACCUAGCAAGGUCCAUGGAACAUUAGCCCUCAAUGACCUCUCUGAUGACGUAUCCCCGGGUGAGGCACUGGUGGUAGAAAUAAUCCUGACUUUCUUUGUGGUCAUGUGCAUCUUCUCCUCCACUGAUAAACGCAGAACUGAUAAUCAGGACAAUCCUGCUUUGGCUAUUGGCCUAGCUGUCACCAUGGCUCACCUUACUGGGAUUAAUUACACGGGAUGCUCUAUAAAUCCAGCAAGAUCAUUUGGACCCGCCAUUGUAUUGGGGAAAUUCAGCUGUAAUCACUGGGUCUUCUGGAUGGGACCCAUCACUGGUGCGACCUUGGCCUCUGUAAUAUAUAACUACGUUCUUUACCCUCACAAGCUGACCAUGGAUGAGAGAAUGGCUAUUAUUCAAGGUGUCUUCAAUCCAGGACAUGAACGAAGAACUUCAUCAGAAGUUAGCAUCAGCUCAGGGCCAGAUCUACAUUUCUGGGGCCCUGAAGCUUGA